CAAUUAAUCUGAGCACGCCCUGAUAUCAGGAUAAUUUUCUAAAAUUAAUAACGCCUCCCAUUGGAAGGCUUCAUUUUAUCAGUAACGCGAAAACAAAUACUGAAGUGACAUAAGCGAUCCUUUGAAAAAACCCAACUCAAAUAAGGUCUGAUAUUAUCACCCUUAUCUGUUAGUUAAUAGGUCGCUCAAAGGUGCUCACGCUUUGCUUUUUGUGAAAUCGUGAUAAGAAGCUCGUGACAUGAUUUAAUCUUUUAACAAUUAAAGUAUAAACUGUGAGGCACUCAACUCGGGGCAAGAGCGAAGAAUGUAGAGACACUGGCUCUAAACAUUUGUUACUUUGUGAAACAGGCCAAGAAACAAACGCCAGUAAAAAGAAACAGUUUUCAUCCUUGGUCCUUAUUAAGAGGUUUUUCUGCUGCAAUGUGAAUGACUCUCUGUCAGGAACCUCUGAAUCUCGCUAUUCAAGAAGGUUGCUGAUAAUAACAAGUGAAGAUACUGUUUGAAAAUGACUGUAAUUGAAGUUUGCUUCUUAUUGCUGUUUGUCACCUGUGCCCAAGGAACAGAAUGUGAUGUAUUUGACGGGAACACCCUAAAAUGCAUAUUUCCAAACAAUGUCAACUCCACUCGGACAGAUUUUACCGCCUAUUUCUACCCCAGUGACAAUGGUUAUCCAGAGCUGCUUAUUGACUGUGUAUGGGUUGGUGACAGGCUUGAGUGCAUCCAACAGGAAGGUUUCAGUUGCAUGCGGCCAGUGUCAAACAUUGCCCAAAUCAAACUGCAUACACGAUUUUCUGUGAAAACUGGAAAAUAUAAGUGCAUAGCUGAAGGUGUCAGACAUGAAGACUCCAAACUUUGUCAGUAUACCAAUAGCCAGCCUGAAAAAAAAGACGAGAGCCUACAUGAAGACGAACAGAAGUACGAUCGUAAAUGGAUUAAAGAAAAACACUCACCAAACAACCAUCUUGAUCAUGAAGACAAAGGCUCACCACCAGCUGCAGUUGGACCUGUCUUCGGAUCACUUAUAUUCAUCUUGAUCAUCUUGUCUGGCAUUUUGCUGUACACCAGGCAUAUUAGUAAAAAGAUAUUUUCAUCAAAGCUGCAAUGCCAAAGGGGAAACUCACUGAACUCAGAAGCAGGCAUAUUGAAUGGAGAAUCUGCAAGGUCAUAUCAAUCUACUGACCGCUUAGAUGUCUCCUAAUCACUAUUUUUCCUGCUUAAACCGAUGUCACGAGGCAGCUUAUGGAAGGUUGUAGAUGGUCCUGUGUCAUAUUGAAAUCAUACCAUAAAUCUGGUGUAUGCUUUUAAUGAAGAGGUUGAAGAGAAUGAACAAAGCACAAAAUACUCCCAUACAUAUUAUGCACCUUCAGUUUCUUUCUUAUAGCAAAGCUAACAAUUUAUUGUAUUUGUUUAGAAACCGUGUUAUAGUGGACUCAGGUACUUUUGUUUACUUUCUUUUGGGUCCAUUGCAGAAAGAUGGAUAAAGACUAGCUCAUCUGUAUGUAAAAUAUGACCUGAAGGGACUACAUUGUCCUGUUCAUGCUUACUUUUAUACUAGUAUUUUGUCACGGACCAGCGCUAUUUUUUUGCUUUGAUGAAAAUGUGUAAUAUAAUUUUAUUUUUAAGUACGCUAAGAACUGCUAUCAUAAAGACACCAAUGAAUAAAUGAAAAUAGGAAAAUAUCA
Molecule: messenger RNA, 1682 nt
Organism: Pomacea canaliculata
Lineage: Eukaryota; Metazoa; Mollusca; Gastropoda; Architaenioglossa; Ampullariidae
Exons: 7
Coding region: 506-1198 (230 amino acids)
Source: RefSeq, a predicted model, not a curated record